AUGUUUCUCACACUACUCCAACUCCUUCUCUUCUCGCUGCCGCUGACGACCGGCAACGCACCGAGUCCGCAGGCAUUUCCAGACUACGUGCUUGUUGCUACGGCACGAAACAUUACCAUCAACUGUCAAACCAGAUAUUCCGUGGUGUUCAAUGGCACGAGCCCCGGUCCACCAUUGUUCCUCAGGGAGAAUUACACAACAUGGGUGAGAGUCUACAACAGGAUCGAUCAUGAGAAUCUUACUGUGCAUUGGCAUGGCUUGUCACAGAGGUCCUCGCCGUUUUCAGACGGGACGCCUGCGGUCUCGCAAUGGCCGAUCGCCCCGACCGAGUUCUUCGACUACUCUAUCACACCGCAGCUCGGGGAUGCCGGCUCUUACUUCUACCAUUCUCACGUAGGAUUUCAGUCCAAUACGGCCCAAGGUGUUGUUAUCGUCGAGGAGGCGCAAAACAGGACCCCACCGUAUAGGUACGACGAGGAUCUGCCACUGUUCAUUCAGGACUAUUUUCCCAAGAACGACUCAGCGAUAGAGCAGGGCCUUGUUGCCAAUCCCUUUCGAUGGUCUGGUGAAGCGGAGGCGAUCUCCAUCAAUAGCUUCAGCGGUAAUUCUUCAUUCAGCAACGCUUCGGAGGCGUCGUGCACUCCCCAUGUCAUCAAUUUCGUCCCUGGGCGGGUGUAUCGACUUCGUUUCAUCAGCGCCACGGCGCUCUCACUGGUGACCAUUGGUAUUGAAAACCAUCCGAACUUGACCAUUAUUGAGGCGGACGGUGCAUACACCAAGCCGUGGAGCACAGAUCAUGUUCAGCUCGGCAGCGGGCAGCGCUUUAGUAUCCUCCUUCAGGCAAAGACGAGAUCGGAGCUCGCAGCAGCGGGCAACAAAACAGACUUUUGGAUCCGAUACGAAAAUCGAGAGAGACCGAACAAUGUUUCUGGAUACGCUUUGUUACGUUAUGACAUGACCAACCGCUCCACGAACCUUCCGCCUCAUCUGCCUACAACGCCACCGAUAACCCUACCUCGCAACGUGACUGACUGGGCCGAGUACGCUCUCGAGGCGCUGAAGCCAGCUGAGAAAUUCCCCAGGCUAUCAGAAGUGACACGAACCGUCUAUAUUACAAUGCAGCAGGUCAUUCGCGUUGGUUCCUUCGUGAACGGGACAACGAACGGGACACUACAGUGGGCUCAGAACAACCUAAUCUGGCAGACCGUCCAACGCGAAUCGAACAACAGCGCCCCCUACCUUGUUCAGCUCUACACCACCGGACAAACUCCAAAUUAUACCGCUGCGCUGCAAAAUGGCGGGUGGGACCCAUAUAGCAACGCCUUCCCUGCUCUACCAGGCGAGGUGCUCGAUAUCGUGUGGCUAAGUAACUCCGGGCCGACCGGCGGCUGGGAUUUCCACCCCAUGCAUGCUCACGGGAAGCAUUAUUUCGAUCUGGGUUCUGGAAACGGCACCUACAAUGCAACGGCCAACGAAGUACGCUUCGGAAACUACACACCAGCCCCCCGCGACACGACCAUUCUGUACAGAUACGCCACGUCGGGCCAGAAGAACUACACGGCAGGCUGGCGGGCGUGGCGGAUCCGCGUCACAGAGGAUGAUGUCGGCGCGUGGAUGAUGCACUGUCACAUCCUCCAACAUAUGAUCAUGGGCAUGCAGACGGUCUGGGUCUUCGGGAACAGCAGCUCGAUUUUGAGCAAGUUCCCCACGCAACCGUAUGUGAAUGGGUACCUGAACUACGGGGGAGACGCGUACGGAAACGAUUCGUACGAUCCUCUGGUGGACGCAUUCCCGACCAGCACCGCCGGAUCCAGGUGA
Messenger RNA from Cladophialophora yegresii CBS 114405, 1818 nucleotides. RefSeq names its product L-ascorbate oxidase. Gene Ontology annotation, molecular function: copper ion binding; oxidoreductase activity. The transcript is spliced from 7 exons. The record is from RefSeq and is a predicted model, not a curated record. Lineage: Eukaryota; Fungi; Ascomycota; Eurotiomycetes; Chaetothyriales; Herpotrichiellaceae. Bases 1 to 1818 code for a protein of 605 amino acids.